UUGCAGACACACACAACCGUAAGAAAAGACUCCUCAUUUUUAGGGUCUCAACAAAUUUUUUAUUUUUUUUUCAAACAUAUAUAUAUAUAUACAUUUUCUUUUUCCACUUUCUUUCUGUCCAAACAUGAAUUCUUCCAUUGUACGAAUCAGUAAUCAUCCUCCUCCUCAAUGUUACUUUCCUUCUUCAACAACAUGGUUAAAGCAUUCUAAAAGCUCUACCUUUAAAAGUGCUAAUCUGAUUUCCAAGAGAGAAAACCAGAGAAAUUCUUUGAAAUGUUGUAGUUUUUUCUCGUCGGAAUUGAAUGCCCGGAACCCUAGCAGCUUCACGGAGAUUGAUAUGCCGCCGGGGACUUCCGAGCUCUCCGUCGCCGAUAAGCUGCAACGAUUGGUUUUGGAAUUCAAGUCGCUGGCGGAGCCGAUGGACCGUGUGAAGAAACUGCUUCACUACGCGUCCAAGCUCCCGCCGUACGAGGAGUCGGGUCGGGUUCAGGAGAACCGGGUCGUGGGUUGCGCAACGCAGGUGUGGGUAGAGGUGAAGAUGGAUGAGAAUGGGAGGGUGAGGUUUAGAGCCGAUAGCGAUUCGGAGAUCUCGAAAGGGUUCUGUUCGUGUUUGAUUUGGGUACUGAAUGGGGCUGAGGGUGAGGAGGUUUUGGAACUGAAGACGGAGGAUUUUGAAUAUGUUAACGUUGGGUUGCACGGAAGGGGACAUUCGAGAGUGAAUACAUGGCAGAACAUAUUGAUAACUAUGCAGAAGAAGACCAGAGCUUUGGUUGCAGAGAGAAAGAGAAUCCUCUCUAUGGAAACUUUAUCUUCCAUAGAUGAAAUCACUACCAAAAAUCAUGGAGGUUCGGCUCAAGCUCAUUGUUGGGGCUAAGUGCUACUAGGUGCUGAACUUGAGAUUUGUGAGCCAGAAGUGGUAAUAAUAGAGGGGUGUUUUAAGAAAAACUACAAACGGGGGAACACUUCAAGUUUGAGGUAAGUCAACAUUAUAUCUAAGUCAUUCU
Molecule: messenger RNA, 1004 nt
Organism: Humulus lupulus (European hop)
Lineage: Eukaryota; Viridiplantae; Streptophyta; Magnoliopsida; Rosales; Cannabaceae
Product: sufE-like protein 2, chloroplastic
Exons: 2
Coding region: 125-874 (249 amino acids)
Source: RefSeq, a predicted model, not a curated record